AAAGAAAAGAAAAGGAAAGAAAAACAGCAGUAAUGAGGUUUUUGUCAUGGCAAAUCUUCAUAAGCAAUAUCUUUCGUUUUCUUUUUAUUUUGUUUUUUUCCCUUCUGGUUCAGAUAAAUUUUUGGGAUUAAUUCACUUUGCUUUUUCGGUUCCUCUACAAACGAAGCCCCUUCCAAACAUCUCUUUCUCUCUCUUCCCACUGUCUUGUUUUUGCCCUAGAAUUGUAUGUACAUUGUCUACAUAAAGCUCCUUCCUUUGCUACUCCUUCUCCACAGAACCGCCCCCUUUCCCUCUCCUUCUCUCUAUCUCUAUCUGGGUUCAUCACAUAUAAAGAAACAAAGAGCUUUUCUCUGUAAACCAUAGAUAAAACUUCCUGUACAUUUUCUGUUUGAUGAAAUUUUCUUGGGUUUACGUCUCAUUUUUGGGGCAUUAACAAUGGCACAGAAUCCUGGCCGAGCAGUCUCGAGCCUUCUGUGUGCAGAGAACACAAUUUUUGGUGAUCUUGAUUUCAAUGCCUCAGAUGAAAUUGGGAUUCCCCUUUCUUGGCACCAUCAAGAUGAUCAAAGUCGUAAUCAAGACCCCUUUUCUUAUAAUGAUAGCUGCAAAUCCUUGAUGGGUUUUACAGUGCAUAGUGAAGAUAGAAUCAAGGAAAUGGUUAAGGGGGAAAAGGAGCAUUUGCCCAGAGAUGACUAUCUAAAGAGAUUAAGGAGUGGAGAUUUGGACUUGAGUGUUAGGAGAGAGGCUCUUGAUUGGAUUUGGAAGGUGGCUCAAGCCCAUUAUAAUUUCGGACCAUUGAGUGUUUGUCUAUCUAUCAAUUACUUGGAUCGAUUCCUAUCAGUGUAUCAAUUGCCUAAGGGUAAAGCUUGGGCUGUGCAAUUGUUAGCUGUGGCUUGCUUAUCACUAGCAGCCAAAAUGGAAGAGGCUAAUGUGCCUCUCUCUGUAGAUUUUCAGGUGGGAGAACCCAAGUUUGUGUUUGAAGCUAAAACUAUACAAAGAAUGGAGCUUUUGGUGUUGAGCACGUUGAAGUGGAGAAUGCAAGCUCUCACUCCCUGCUCCUUCAUAGACUAUUUCCUUAGCAAAAUCAAUGGAGAUCAACAUCUAUCAACAUCAUCUAUAUUUAAAUCAUUGCAAUUAAUAUUAAGCACACUUAAAGGUAUUGACUUCUUGGAAUUCAGGCCUUCAGAGAUUGCAGCAGCAGUGGCAAUAUCUGUUUCAGGAGAAGUCCAAGCAGUGGAAAUUGAUAAGGCAGUACCUUAUUUCACCCAAGUAGAAAAGGGUAGAGUGUUGAAGUGUGUUGAACUGAUAAAAGACUUGUCAUUGAUCAGUGGGUCUGGUGCUGAUAAUGUGGCAAGUGCCUCAGGCUCAUGUGUGCCUCGGAGCCCAAAUGGGGUGUUGGAUGCUGCAUGCUUGAGUUAUAAAAGUGAUGAUUUAACAGUUGGGUCAUGUGCAAAUUCUUCACAUAAUAGUCCAGACAUUAAGAGGAGAAAACAAAUGGAACACAAGUCUUGAAACUAUGUCGUUUUUGGAGGAUGGAUUUUGGAUUUGGAGGGUACCCUUUUUAGUUACAGUAAUAUACAAGAAGAAAAAAGAGAGAAUGGGAUACAGAGUUUUUUUUUAAAUAAAUAAAAAGGUUUAAGGAAAAUUCAAGAGCUUCCAAGCUGUUUAUAUAUUAACUAGAAUUACCAGAAACUAAAGCUUAAGCUUAUAUUUUAUCAGAAAGCUGAAGUUGAUGGUGAAUUUGCA
Molecule: messenger RNA, 1743 nt
Organism: Manihot esculenta (cassava)
Lineage: Eukaryota; Viridiplantae; Streptophyta; Magnoliopsida; Malpighiales; Euphorbiaceae
Product: cyclin-D4-1
Exons: 6
Coding region: 436-1509 (357 amino acids)
Biological process (GO): regulation of cyclin-dependent protein serine/threonine kinase activity; mitotic cell cycle phase transition
Cellular component (GO): nucleus; cytoplasm; cyclin-dependent protein kinase holoenzyme complex
Molecular function (GO): cyclin-dependent protein serine/threonine kinase regulator activity
Source: RefSeq, a predicted model, not a curated record